This is a messenger RNA of Culicoides brevitarsis, 1236 nucleotides long. RefSeq lists its product as uncharacterized. The transcript is spliced from 7 exons. Gene Ontology annotation, biological process: sodium ion transmembrane transport. Gene Ontology annotation, cellular component: plasma membrane. Gene Ontology annotation, molecular function: ligand-gated sodium channel activity. Bases 1 to 1236 code for a protein of 411 amino acids. NCBI's taxonomy places the organism in Eukaryota, Metazoa, Arthropoda, Insecta, Diptera, Ceratopogonidae. The record is from RefSeq and is a predicted model, not a curated record.
AUGGUGAAAGUUAAACCCUAUCUCCUAUUAUUUUUACGUGUCGGGGUUUUAUCAGCCAUUUUUACAAUGGCCUCCUGGACUUAUGAUGUUUCAAAAACAAUGAUGCGCACAUUUUGGGAAAGACCAGAUUCAUUUACUGUUGAUACACUAAACCUUCAUUGGAACACAACAUUUCCUGGAAUCACUGUAUGCCAAGUUUUUAAUGGUGAAAGAAACUGGGAAUUAAAUGAAAAAUAUUAUGGAGAAGAUCGAGAUAAGCGAUUAGACGAUUUUAUUAUUGACAUAACAUAUUUUAGUGGUACUUGUUAUUCUUGCGAACUUUGUCAACAGGACCUAGAUUGCCCUAAGAACUUUAGUGAGUUACUUUCGAAGUUUCGUUCUAUAUGUGAAAAUAUGAUAACAAAUUGCACGUGGAACGAAAUCGACUUUGAUUGUUGCAAAAUGUUUUUGCCUUUAGAGACGGAAUUCGGAAUUUGUUAUACUAUCAAUUCUAGAAAUACAAAGCCGUCAGCUUCAAAUAUACUUGCAAGUAAUCGUAAAACUGGACCCGGACAUUUAAAAUUUGCACUAUUAGAAGACGUACAAAUAUUUAUACAUCCUCCAAACGAAGUGCCUCAUGCAUUUCAAGACCGAGAAAUUAAACAAACUGUUCUAUGGGGAUCUAAAAAAGAUAUCAUUCUUAAAACUGAAGAUAUCAUUGAUCCCGAAAAGGCUUCAGUUUCGUGUUACAAGCCAAAAGAUUUUAGUCUAUAUGAAACAUAUACAUCCUCUACUUGUGCAAUAGCUUGUCAUAUUGAAGCACAAAUUUUUUAUUGUAAUUGUACACAUCAUUUUAUGCCGCAUAGUGAAAAUGAUAAAUUUGCUAUAUGUACUUUUGAAGGAUUAAUGUGUUUGACACAACAUUUUGCUGAUAUUUCGAAACAUCGCAAAGAAUGCAAAUGCGCACCUUCAUGCGAAUCGAUUAUGCUAACAACAGUUCAAGAACUAGAAGAAGAACAAGCUAGUGAAUUGGGAAGCAUUAUUAAAAUUUCUCAAAUGCAACUCUCGACUUUGAGGUAUAUCAAAAGAAGUACAAAGUCAAUUUUAAGUUUUAUUAUUUCGUUUGGUGGUCUGAUUGGUUUGAUAUAUGGCAUAAGUUUUCUAAGCAUGGUCGAGUAUUUUGAACUACUUUUGACUUUUUUUUCAAAGAAAAUUAGAUCAUUUUUUUGUGUAUUUAUAAAAAAGAAGAAAAAAUGA